Messenger RNA from Truncatella angustata, 2005 nucleotides. Its product is annotated as DNA polymerase subunit delta-2. Bases 89 to 1603 code for a protein of 504 amino acids. The record is from RefSeq and is a predicted model, not a curated record. Gene Ontology annotation, biological process: DNA strand elongation involved in DNA replication; DNA replication. Gene Ontology annotation, molecular function: DNA binding. NCBI's taxonomy places the organism in Eukaryota, Fungi, Ascomycota, Sordariomycetes, Amphisphaeriales, Sporocadaceae. The transcript has 4 exons. Gene Ontology annotation, cellular component: delta DNA polymerase complex.
CUUUGAUCUUUCAUCUUCCAAUUGGCCAUUUUUUUUAUUUGGAAAUUUGGCCAAUCUGCUUCCCAAGAGCCCAAAACGCAGCUCUAAGAUGGCAGGUCUUGACAGUGUACAAGGGAGUCUACUCCGGAAGCCCUCGGGCAAGAAGGAGGAUGAGCUUGAACGGACAGCGUCGACGUACAAGGCCCUCCAUUCCUUUCGGUUGGCCAAGGAUAAGUCAUACAAGCAACAAUUCGCUGAUAUGUACUUCUUGAGGUUGACCAAGAUCAAGCCAGCUGUCGAGGCCAUUGCAUCUAAAGCAUGGAGCAACACGGUCAUUGGUGGCGAGCAAGUUAGGCGGAUGGACAGAGUACUGGACAUUCGGCAGGGCGAGUUAUGUUGGACCACUGGCACAGUCUACAUGGAUAUGGCUCUGAAGCCCAAUAUUUUGGAGGACGUCUCCAAGGACAGAUGGAUCUCCGCGCCCACAUCGACACAAAAGUAUUGGUCUGAUGACGGAUCAGAUGCCGUCACUUUGGAGGACGAAUCUGGUCGCAUACGCCUCGUCGGCGAUGCGCUCAAGUCAGUAUUUCUUGUCACAGGGUGUGUUAUUGCCGUAAUGGGAACCGAGAACGCAGACGGCACGCUAGAAGUUAUCGAUUUCAAACUUCCGGAUUUGCCGCCACAACCAGAGCGUUGGGCGUUAUCGAAACCUCCAACCACUAACGGUACGAAGACUAAGAAGCACAGAGAUGAGGACGACGAGAUGACCGAUUCGCAAUCCCGUGGAAGUGGCGGGAAAAUUGCGAUAGUCUCCGGUUUAGGCUUUUCAGGCUCGAAUGCGUCACACGCAAUGGAACUCAACUUGCUCCUGGAAUACUUGCUUGGCGAAGUCUUUGACUCUUCCGUGCAGCAGGAGUUAUCACAAAUAAGCCGCUUAAUAAUAGCUGGCAAUUCGAUAUCAAAUGAAGAACGGCCGAUCACUGAGGAAAAGCCGACCGAGAAGAAGACGAGUAAGAAAUACGGGUAUGAUGCCAGCUCGUACAACGCCUUACCUUCUCAGCUUCUCGAUGAUUUCCUCGGGUCCAUUCUCCCCACCAUGCCAGUUACCAUGCUCCCUGGUGCGCAAGAUCCUGCAAAUGCCAGCUACCCACAACAACCUAUACAUCCAGCCAUGUUCCCGAAUGCCAGGCCAUACACUGCUACGCCCACCUCAAAUGAAGCAGGCUGGCUUGACAACGUAACAAAUCCGUGGGAAGGUGAAGUUGACGGGUGGCGGGUGCUGGGCACAGGAGGCCAGAAUGUGGAUGAUGUCUUCAAGUACGUCGAUAGUGAGGAUAGACUGGGUAUGAUGGAAGCCAUGUGCAGGUGGCGCUGCUGUGCACCAACAGCGCCUGACACUCUUUGGGCAUACCCGUUCCAAGACGAUGACCCGUUUGUUAUGAGAACGUGUCCGCACCUUUACUUUGUUGGAUGCCAGCCUGAGUUUGGAACAAGAGUCGUCACCGGUCCAGAAGGGCAGUCUGUGCGGCUUAUUACCGUACCAUCGUUUGCUGCAACAAAGGAGUUGGUCUUGGUGGAUAUGGAGACACUGGAUGUAACGAAAGUCAAGAUCGCUACUUUGUAAGUGAGUGAGCGAGUUUGAUCUUUAAGGGGUUGACAAAAUGUAGCAGAGAUAACUGCAGCAUAUACUCGAAUGAUACCACAAGUCGCUAAGAACACAAAAGCAUUGCUCAAACUAUUGUUCAUGGCCAUUUCAUAGCAGCUAACUUAGUCUAAGUCCGGCUAUUAACUAACCGAUUAGAACCCAUCGCAAAGCCCAUGUGAAACCACCGCAAGAUUGUCGCAUAGAGGCUAAAAAUGAAAUAGUGAGAAAAGACGGGUUGAAUACCACUGCCGACCACUUGUCUAUUGCGCCAGGUGAUUUGUAUCACUUGAAAGCGAUCGGACGAAAACCGAAUGCAUACAAAACCGACUGGCACAACUUUCAGGAGAAAGGAACCCGAUGAAAGGCCAAGUCCAAAACCAC